Theileria annulata is the source of this 1479-nucleotide messenger RNA. RefSeq lists its product as uncharacterized. The coding region runs from base 1 to 1479 and encodes 492 amino acids. Gene Ontology annotation, molecular function: ubiquitin protein ligase activity. The transcript has 3 exons. Lineage: Eukaryota; Apicomplexa; Aconoidasida; Piroplasmida; Theileriidae. The record is from RefSeq and is a predicted model, not a curated record. Gene Ontology annotation, biological process: protein ubiquitination.
AUGGCCACUCAAACUUACGAAACGGACCCCGCAACUGCCCUGGAAACUGAAUUUCAGGCCGAAAACCCUGAUUCAGAGCCAAGCCAAAUAUCCAGCGACUUGACCGAAAAUAACAAUAGAUUAAUUCAGUACAUCCGAUCCAUGCCCCUGGUGUCAAUCCUCUUCACCAGAAACAUUUCUAAUGACUCGUUUUCUAACGCAUCUAACCGAAUUUUUAUUUUCAAGUGCCUUAUGUCAUUUCACCUCCUAAUUCUUAUCACUUUAGUUGCUUUAACUUCAUUCGCGAUUUAUUACUAUAAUAUCAGAUUUUACAAGAUUCAGACGAGGCCGUCAGAAACUUUGAUAGUUUGUUGGCUUCUGAGAGCCAUUUGGCACACAGUCAACAGCUCCUGGUCUCUGAGAUAUCACUACAUAGGGGUAAGAAAUGGACCGAACCUGAAGCUGAGCCAGACGUUCUACAACAUCGCCUCGAUCCUGUGGAUCAGCCUUACAGUUGUGUUUCUGGGCGUUUCGCCUCGUGAGGACCUAAAAACAGUCUCCUCCAGAAUUUGCUACUUCCUGCUUUGGCUUACUAUCGCUUCCUACGUUGUGCCCAUGCUCGCCUACACCUUCAUCUGCAUUCUACUCUACGUCACCCUGCUUAUUGUGAUUUACUUCAGACAUGGUUCAAUUCCGCUGUCGUCCACAGCAAUGCCAGUUAACCUGCUGAAGAAGUUAAAGGUUGAGCGGUACCGCGACGUUUUGAAGAAGAUCGAUAGUUCUGAGGAGUCAGUUGAGUUGGCCGAAUCUGAGGUUAAAAAUUCUGACUCGGAAACAACACUUUCACAAGGUGCUCAGAAAACCCCUUCAAACCCUCAAGUUAAUUCAAAAAACAUAAAAGACGUGCUUUUUGAGUGCGUUAACAACAGCGAGAUGCUGGACGAACACCUGUGUUCAAUUUGUAUUCUGAAUAUAAAUGAUGUUGACAAGGUCUUUUUGUUGCCAUGCGAUAUGCGGCAUUUGUUUCACCGAGAUUGCCUCAAGAAGUGGUUCAAGCGGAGUUCAGAAUGCCCCAUCUGCAGAACUAACAUCACGCAAAUCUUGUCCGGCAAAGACAAGAAAGCUGAAUCCAAGAAAGUUGUUCCAAGAGAACCCGAGAGUAAUGAACACGAACUCGUCGAUAUUGUUAUCCAUUCCUCUUCAACAUCCCACCACACACCAUCACAAUAUGAUUCCUAUUCAGAGUCUGAAUUUGAUGACUCUGAAAAUCUGGACUCGGGAUUAGAUUUAGGUAAUUCUGAAGAUUUGGAGGCCCAAUUCGAAGUAAUAAUGAAUAAACCGGAAGAAAUGGAAAAUUCUGAGGAUUCGAAAGUAGAAUUUGAAAAAACUGAGGAUGAACCGGAAACAAAAUUGGAAGAUACUAAUGAUAAUUUGGUGGUGGAAUUGGAAAACAUUGUAGAUGUCGAGUUGGGUAAUGUUGGCAAUGCAGAAAAGGCUUGA